AUGGACGGAUCCGAACAGCGUCCCGAGGAUCAGCUGUCGGUCUUGAGCGUAAUCAAGUCAAUUUUUGAGGAUUUUAAUUUAGUUGAAUACACUGGUGAAAUACUUGUCGAUGCUAAAUAUAAUGCGCUGUAUGCCGGGAGAUCACAAGUUGCUGAGAAGGAUCUAGAUUUGGCCGUUGAAAAUAAGAUGGAAAACGUUAUGCUUGCGCCGCUUCACAGGGCGCAACUUCUCGAAUAUGCCGAAAAAAUAAACUCCCAGACACUUCCCUCAAUUAAAUCUGGGCCGGGAUUAAAGUUAGCCCCAGAGAAGUACACGAUCACGGCACCAAACUAUUGCAUUACCUCCAAUACCGGUGCAAGUGCGACUUUCACGAAUGUGUCUGGCUCUAUGAAUGUGUCCUCCAGAAUUGUGCUUCCUAGCAAUACGAGCGCUAGUUCUGGUGGACUAGCUGUUUAUCGUGUUUCAAAUGCUCCCGGCAGCAACCCGCAGGGUCAGCUCGCAACCGUGAUGCCCACAUCUUCCACUAAUUCGGGUUCGAUAUCUGACUUGCCGGGAUCUGGAAUUCAUGUAAUCACACCCGGAAAUGCGUCAGCUUCCCUCAUUCGCGUGCAGUCCUCCACAUUUGCACAACCAGGGCACGCACUGGUGUGUAAUACCACUCCGAAUUCCGCUAGCAACACAUCAAAUCUCCGCCGGAAGUUCUCGGAAGAGUAG
Echinococcus granulosus is the source of this 714-nucleotide messenger RNA. Its product is annotated as Transcription initiation factor TFIID subunit 9. The record is from RefSeq and is a predicted model, not a curated record. Gene Ontology annotation, cellular component: transcription factor TFIID complex; SAGA complex. NCBI's taxonomy places the organism in Eukaryota, Metazoa, Platyhelminthes, Cestoda, Cyclophyllidea, Taeniidae. The transcript is spliced from 4 exons. Gene Ontology annotation, biological process: RNA polymerase II preinitiation complex assembly; DNA-templated transcription initiation. Gene Ontology annotation, molecular function: RNA polymerase II general transcription initiation factor activity; transcription coactivator activity. The coding region runs from base 1 to 714 and encodes 237 amino acids.